Molecule: messenger RNA, 1245 nt
Organism: Alternaria incomplexa
Lineage: Eukaryota; Fungi; Ascomycota; Dothideomycetes; Pleosporales; Pleosporaceae
Exons: 1
Coding region: 1-1245 (414 amino acids)
Molecular function (GO): catalytic activity
Source: RefSeq, a predicted model, not a curated record
AUGCCCCAAACUCUCAAAAUCGCAUCCGCGCAAUCCCGCACGCUCUCAACAACCGCCGAGACCCUCGCCGCUCUCGAAGUGACAACGAAACGCGCCGCAUCCCAAGGCAUCGAUGUCCUCCUGUUUCCAGAAGCAUACCUGGGUGGAUAUCCUCGUACUUGCGCUUUUGGCGCUGCGGUUGGUGGUCGCGCACCCGAAGGUCGUGAGCAAUUCCUGCACUAUUUCCACGAUGCUGUCGAUAUGGGCGACACACCGAGCGGCGCUGGGCAAGAUUGGCUAGACCGGAAGCUCGAGCUACCGAGAGGGAAGGAAUACAGGGGUGAUGGGACACGAGAGGAGCUAGAGAGGAUAGCAAGAGAGACGGGGGUCUUUGUUGUUACGGGGAUUGUGGAGAAGUCGGGUGGCACACUAUACUGUGGAGUUGUAUUCGUCGAUCCGAAGAUGGGUGUAUUGGGCAAGAGGAGGAAAGUUAUGCCGACGGGCAGCGAAAGGCUGAUUUGGGGCAUGGGAAGUGCGAGUACACUGAGGGCCGUGACAACGGAAAUCAAGGGUGUCAAACUGUGUAUGGGGUCGGCGAUUUGCUGGGAGAACUACAUGCCAUUGCUGAGGCAAAGCUUGUACAGCCAGAACGUCAACCUGUGGUUUGCGCCGACAGCAGAUGCACGCGAUGCUUGGACGUCGCUGAUGCGCACGGUAGGCUGCGAAGGCCGAUGCUUCGUGGUUAGUGCAAACCAAUGCGUCAAGAAGAAACACCUCCCAGAAUGGAUCACCGGCAAAGCACAAUCGCAGGGCUAUGCGAGCAGAAGCGGCGUCGGCAGGAGCCUCUCGCAACAGAGUAAUGGAGUCGCUGGCAGACGACGAAGUACCAUCACGAAGACGCCGGAGGGUCACGAAAUUUGCAUACCAAUACCAGAAGGACAGGCGACUGAGGGCGAUUCAUCGGCGAUUGACUCCUCAUCCACUGCAGAAGAUGCGCUUAGCCCCAAGCAACAACCCUUCUCGCAGCCUCAGUCAGCGGACGGCGAGGAAUACGUUUCACGAGGCGGCUCUAUGAUAGUAUCACCCUUGGGCGAGGUGCUUGCCGGACCGGUAUGGGAGCAAGAAGAUGAGUUGUUAGUUGCAGACGUCGAUUUUGACGAUUGUGAGCGUGGCAGACUCGACUUCGACUCUGGGGGAAGUUAUUCGCGGAUGGACAGCUUCAAGCUCAGCGUUGAGGGCCUUGAUCUAAAUCCACCGCCGAUGUAA